AUGGCGGUAGCGUUGGAGUGUGCCCUGCGGGAGGCGAUGGCCGCGCUGGAGCCGGGUGGGGAAAGCCCGGUGGCGGCUCUGGGCGCGGUGCGGGCCGCUCUGGCUGCGGCGGCGGGGGACACGGCCGCCCUCGGGGAGCAGGAGCGGGCGCUUUUCGGCGCCUUCCUGAGGAGCCUGGUCCGGGCGUCCCGCGAGGCGCGGCCCGAGGGCGUGUGGCAGAGCUGCUUCCUGGAGGGCCCGCCCGGCCUCGCCCUCUGCGUCCUGCUGGAAACCCUCUCCUCCCCGGGUCCCAGCAUUCACCUGAGGGAGGUUGUUGAGGUUCUGGAGCAGUUCCUGCAGGAGGGCCGGGUCGCGGCUCUGCUGUGGGAGGUCUGCCAGCAGCCCGCGCAGCCUGGCGCCCCUGAGCUGCAAGAGGCCGUGCUCAGCAGGGUUGCCUGUUUGCCUGAUCAUGUCAGCAAUCAGCUCCAGGGGAAAAGCCCACCAGUGUUCUUCCCGCAGAACUACUUUCCCCUCUUGGGUGGUGCAGUUAUCGAGGUGCUGCAGAAGAUUUCCGAUUCACUAAGAGGUGGCUUGGAUUGCUCAAUCUCUUUUCUUUCUCAUGUCCUGGGGAAGGUAUGCGUCCAUGGAAGGCAAAAGGAGAUCCUGAGUGUCCUGGUGCCCCACCUGACAGAGCUGACCCAGUCAGACUGCAUCUGGCAGAGGAUGUGCUGGCGGCUGGUGGAGUGUGUGCCGGAGCGCUGGAUGGAAGCGGUGCUGCUCGGCUUUGUGCAGAGAGCCCCUGGGGCAGAUGUCUUGUCUAGGUUACUGGGGAACCUGGUUGUGAAGAACAAGAAGGCUCAGUUUGUGCUGACACAGAAGGUGCUGCUCUUGCAGUAUGGCCACAAGACUGCAGUGCUGCAGAACCUCCUUGGCUACCUGUCCCUGGAUCCCCUUCGGCGUCCCUUCCUGAUCCAAGUGCUCCAAGAACUGCUGGAGACCUGGGGCAGCAGCAGUGCAGUGAAGCACUCUCCACCUGAGCAGCAGCAGUACAUUAGCAAGGCCAUCCUCAUCUGCCUCUCACACCUGAAGGAGUCUGAAAUUGAGAGCUGCAGACAAGAGCUGCUCACAAGCAUGAUGGAGGGUGUGAAAUGCCACCUGGACAGCAACCUGCCACACAUCCGGCGGCUGGGCAUGAUUGUGGCAGAGAGCAUCAGUCUGAAGAUAAACACUGAUGGGCCUGUCCUGAAGUUUCAGUAUGAAGAAGAUGAUGAAACAAGAGAAUUGAAGUCCCUUCUGGUGCAGACUACACCAUGCUGUGCUGUUCCCAGCCUCCCAAAUGAAGAAGAGGAUGAGAAGCCAUCGGUGUCAGACGGUGACAGGAGAUCCCAAACAGCAGCCCCUGUGGUCCCAGCUGGGGAGUCAGACUCUGAGCUUGACAGUGAUGAUGACCUCAUCCCUUACGACAUGUCAGAGGAUAAGGAACUGAAGGCCAAGGCUCCUCUGUAUCUCCGGGACUGUAUUGAAGUGCUGACAGGCUGUGAGGAUGUGGACAAAUGGGAAGCUACAGUCAAGGCUCUCGAGAGCUUGAUCCGGAGGAAUCCAGCAGCAGCAAGAGAGGUUAGUGUGGAACUGGCAAAAAUCUUACUGCACCUGGAGGAGAAGACCUGCACUGAAGGCUUUGCAGAGCUCCGUCAGAGAGCUCAAGUAGCUGUUUUAACCACAGAUCCAAUACCUGUGGCACAGUACCUGACCUCCCAGUUCUACUCUCUCAACUACAGCCUCCGUCAGCGUGUGGACAUCCUGGAUGUAUUGGUUUUGGCAGCUCAGGAACUGUCCUGUCCCAAAACCCAUGGAAAGACCAAGCAUUCUGUCACCUCAAAACCUGGUAUCCAGCUCCUUCCUGGAAGUGACAGCUCCAAGGACUGGAGGAGAAUUGUUGAUGAGAGAAUCAAAAGCAAGACUCGGAGAAUUGCUACGGGUCAGGCUCAAGUGGAACUGGCUUCUGGCCCAAAUGAGUUCAACUCUGUUGCUGGGCACUUCUUUUUCCCAUUGAUUCAGCACUUUGACAGGCCUUUGACCACAUUUGAUCUCCUGGGGGAAGAUCACUUUGUCCUUGGAAGACUGGUCCACACGUUAGCAGUCCUGAUGUACUUGGCUGUCAACACUGUGGCAGCCACUGCAAUGGGAAAGGCCCUGCUGGAGUUUGUUUGGACUCUGCGCUUCCACACUGACUGCUACGUGCGCCAGGGGCUGCUGUCCUGCAUCUCCUCCCUGCUCCUCAGUGUCCCUGCAGAGCGUCUGCUAGAAGACAUGACAGAAGAGCUCCUGGAGGCCCAGUCCUGGCUGGGAGAUGUGGUCGAGAAAGAUCCAGAUGGUGACUGCAGGAGGCUGGCCUUGCACAACUUACUGCUGAUGGAGAACCUGAAAAAGAAACUCCAAAUCAUCCCUUCCUAG
Indicator indicator is the source of this 2433-nucleotide messenger RNA. RefSeq names its product telomere maintenance 2 (gene TELO2). Gene Ontology annotation, molecular function: telomeric repeat DNA binding; Hsp90 protein binding. The coding region runs from base 1 to 2433 and encodes 810 amino acids. The record is from RefSeq and is a predicted model, not a curated record. Gene Ontology annotation, biological process: protein stabilization; telomere maintenance via telomerase. The transcript is spliced from 20 exons. Lineage: Eukaryota; Metazoa; Chordata; Aves; Piciformes; Indicatoridae. Gene Ontology annotation, cellular component: cytosol.